AUGGUUGUUCUAGCUGCCUCAAUUACUACCACUAGUGGUAAACCUCUCCUAUCAAGACAAUUCAAGGAUCUAUCUAAAGAUCGUGUCUUAGAAUUAUUAUCUAAUUUCCAAAACUUAGUCUCAAGUAUUUCUUCUGAUCAUACUUUUGUUGAAGACAAACAUGUUAGAUAUGUUUACAAACCAUUUGAUGAGUUCUAUAUUAUCUUGAUCACUAAUCGUCAAUCAAAUAUCAUUCAAGAUUUGAGUACAUUGAAUCUAUUCUCUCAAACUAUUACUAAUUUUGUUAACAAUUUUGAUGAAUAUGAAAUCUAUGAAAAUGCUUUUGAAAUCUUAAGUUCUUUUGAUGAAAUUAUUUGCAUGGGUUAUAAAGAGAAUUUAUCUAAUACUCAAGUUUCAAACUUUUUGGCUAUGGAGUCUCAUGAAGAAAAGAUUCAAGAAAUUAUUGAACGUAAUAAGGAAAUGGAGGCCACCGAAGAGAGAAAACGUCGUGCCAAAGAAAUUGCCAGAAGAGAACAAGAUAGAAAGAAUGGGAUUAUUUCUCCAGAUGGUAUGGGCCCAGAAAUUGCUAAGUUUUCUGGUAGUAAUGAUCCAAAUGUUAGAAAUGCAUUCAACAGUUAUUAUACUCACGCAUCUCCUAUGGCUUCUCAAGCAUAUGCUAAAGAAUCUCAGAAUUUGCACAUUCCACCUUCACGAUACGGUAAUGCAUCAUCCUAUAAUACAUCCAGGAAACAGGAGACAGAAUCUACUGGCCUUCCUCUAGGUACAAGUGCUACUUCUAAUUACAAACCAGGAGGAAGCAAGGCAUCUUUCUUUGCCAAUGAAGAUGAAUCCAAACCAACUAAUAAUGGUAUAUUACUUUCAGUGAAUGAAACAAUUAACACAUCUUUCAACCGUGAUGGUUCGAUCCAAUCAUCUGAAUUGAAAGGUGUAUUCGAGAUUCGUGUCAAUGAUGCCUCUUUUGCAAACUCUGUAAUUAAAUUAUCUGAUUCUGUCGACGUUAAGGAUCGUUCGUUCCAAUUUAAGACUCACCCAAACAUUGACAAGAGUCUAUUCUUAAAUGAAAAGACUAUUACGUUGAAGGAUAAAUCAAAAUCCUUCCCACAUAACGAUCAAAGUCUUGGUGUUCUAAGAUGGAGAAAAGUCGGAAAGGCCGAUGACACUGCUCUUGUCCCAUUAGAAUUGGCAACUUGGGUAACUCCAAACUCUUCAGGAUCAUCUUUUGAUGUUACUAUUGAGUUUGAAGUGAAUCAAGACUUCCAAGAUGUUAAAAUUGAAAACCUUGGAUUUUUCAUUCCAAUCCCAACUUACUCUAUCAAAAUAAACGAAGAUAACAACGAUUUCAAUGCUUCAAUUCUAGAUAUUAAUGACGAAUUUGGUAUUGUUCUUAAGAUUGGUUCUCCAUUGGAAUCUGGCCAAGCAGGUUCAGUUAGUUUCUCUAUUGAGAGUGAAACAGAGGAUGCAUUAUUCCCAAUUGAUACAUCGUUUGUCGUUAGAGACAGCUCAUUAAGCGGUGUUAACGUUGAGUACAUUGCAAACCGUGAUGACACCGCAGAUGCCUACGCUUACGAUCUAAUAAGGAGUAUCAAUGCCGAAGAUUACAACAUUGUAUGA
Molecule: messenger RNA, 1611 nt
Organism: Maudiozyma saulgeensis
Lineage: Eukaryota; Fungi; Ascomycota; Saccharomycetes; Saccharomycetales; Saccharomycetaceae
Source: the annotation of a GenBank genome assembly